This is a messenger RNA of Desarmillaria tabescens, 3393 nucleotides long. RefSeq names its product PGAP1-like protein-domain-containing protein. Gene Ontology annotation, biological process: endoplasmic reticulum to Golgi vesicle-mediated transport; GPI anchor metabolic process. The record is from RefSeq and is a predicted model, not a curated record. The coding region runs from base 264 to 3218 and encodes 984 amino acids. The transcript is spliced from 7 exons. Lineage: Eukaryota; Fungi; Basidiomycota; Agaricomycetes; Agaricales; Physalacriaceae. Gene Ontology annotation, molecular function: phosphatidylinositol deacylase activity. Gene Ontology annotation, cellular component: endoplasmic reticulum.
GACGUUUCAUCGUCGUGCUUCUCUGCAUUAUCCCCUCAUCCACUCUGCCAUCUGCAUACACACCCCUCACCAGCCGCGAUGUUAUAUUAUCCGUAGUCCGUUCAUGAUCAAUCCCUUUUGUCGUGUUAUUAGUGUCCGGUAAAAUGAUAAAAGAAGAAAUUCACAAGUACUGUAAGAUAUGUAAGGUGUGGUUGACUUGACGCCAAGUCAGACGUAGCCGCACUGGUUUUGGUUUCGACGAUCAUAUUGAUCCUUGUCAUCAGAUGCCCAACAUCCAUGCUCUUCGCUUCGCUAUGUCACAAGCAAGGGCUACGUUUCUUGGCUUAUUUUCUCUAGUCUCGGUCGUUAUUUUAUACCUAUCAGCGUUAGAUGUUCAGAAUAAUCUAUCCCCACAAGGAUGUCGUAUGUCGAGGAUGUCGCCGUCAUACAUCCUGCAGACAGGGUUCAACGCGUCGUGGACAUCACUGGCCAACCGUUAUAGUCUUUGGCUGUAUCGAGAAGUAGGAUGGGAAUCCAAUGCGGUACAUGGUAAUCAACCUGUUUUGUUCAUUCCAGGAAAUGCUGGGUCGUCACGUCAAGUCAGAUCUAUAUCCUCAUCGGCUGUUCGACAGUUCUAUUCUUCCCCUCAUCGGUUGUCACCAGAAUUUGAAGGCACAUCCCUCAAACCGCUGGAUUUUUUUGCUGUUGAAUUCAAUGAGGACUUGUCUGCCUUCCAUGGGCCCACUAUGGAAUCUGAGACUGCGUACACAGCUAACGCUAUUGCUUACAUUCUGUCAAUGUACCCCCCAAAAACGUCAAUCAUAAUUCUGGGUCACUCCAUGGGGGGCAUCAUUGCGACGUCUCUUCUGCCUUCAGACAAAAUCUCAGCUAUCAUAACCAUGUCGACACCUCAUCUCCUUCCUCCGGCGCGCUUUGACCAGCGUAUCGAUCGAAUAUACGACCGCAACAGGGUCGUACUGCAGAGUGACCCGACACCAAUAUUGUCCAUAUGUGGGGGUGCGACGGACAUGAUGAUACCCUCGGAGUCAUGCAUUUUGGAGAGGAGGGAUGCACCUUUUAGACGCACCGUGUUCUCAUCUGCUCUCGAGGGAAUGUGGACCGGGGUUGGGCACCGUGAGAUGGUGUGGUGCCACCAGGUCCGAUGGCGAGUAGCUAGAGCUGCCUUGGAGCUUGGUGAUGUCGCGUCUGUGGAGAGACGUGGGGCUGUCUUGGAUAGGUGGUUACGGGAUGGGAGCUGGUUUCCACCAGUUGAUGCUCCGCGUCAGCUGUUAGAGCGCGAUUCGUAUAAGAUUCUCUCUGAGAAUGAACGGCUCGUGCUUGAUAGGCCGCGGAGUCGAGAGGCGUAUCUCCUGCCCGUUUCCGGUGAUUCCUCAGCGAAAUUGACGCUAUAUGUGUCGCAGGGAUCUGUGUUGUCCAUCUCUCCGCAGUAUCCAGGUCCGCUGGACGUGUCGGUUUUGGUGUGCCAGGCCACAGUGGAUGAGGCCUUCGAAUGCGAGUCGCUUGAGCCUUCAGUGUUGAAGCUGCUACCCAAUCCUAUUCCGGGGAUGCCAUUUCCUGUUCCCCACGAAGGGUCUGAUGAAUCCGAAGGCGUGGUCCUCUUUGAGGCAGAUUUAUCAUUUAUUCGUAAAGACCAUCAAACAUGGGUGGGCGUUAGACUCGAUCGGGCUGACGGAUUUGGUUGGGUCAUUGCACAAGUGGCCCCCGAUACCGUUAUGGUCAGCGAUAUCAAAACCACAAGUCUACUGGCGGGGGGUGUGUCAACUCAUCUACCUGAUACCAGGGCUCUGCGUAUAUCUGUGCAUUUUGAUGACCUAUUGUCAAAUGCGCUCAUUGUUUAUCGUGUGUCGCCACGUAUAUCUACCCCAGGCACUGAAUGCAAAGAAAAUCACCUAUCGCCCUUACUGGUUCAUAGGUCCCACCCUGCGGAGACACACUACUUCCCCUUGAGGUUGGCGCCUCGACGCGACAUCCUCCUUCAUACGCACAGUCCGGCACCUUACAUAGAUACCGCCGCGUCGGGCCGUGGCGUUUACCUUGAUCUACUGUCUUCUGGUGGCGAUGAUUGCAGGGCGGACGUAAUAAAAUUGGAGAUUGCAUGGACAGCCACGGUCGGUCGUUGGGCAUCACGUUACUUCACCACUAUCAUUUCUUGGGCCAUCGGCAUUGUGUCGCUGAUCAUGUUAGAGCUAUGGAGGAUCUCUGAUGAAGGGGUGGUACUUACACCGAUGGUAUCACAGUCGCUCGAUUUCUUUUGCCGACGAAGACUUCCCGCCUUGCUGUUGGGAUCAUUUGUGUUCUCCAUCGUCCCGCUUCCCGCGAAUUAUUUUUUGGGUACUAAAGGGGAACUAUGUUUCUCGUCGCUAGCACCGUUGUUUAUGGCCAUUGCAUACGGCCUUGUCGUCAUCAGCUACUGGUUUCUAUUGGCUUUGCUGUGGCCGCUCAGGUUGCUCUCUAAACUUUCGCUUGGAAGGUGGGCUUCUCGACGUCGAGAUACUCGUUCAGGGACGCUAAUACUGAAUGACGUCAGAUCUCAUCGGGAAGUCAUCAGUUUCAGCAGAGCAACAGCCAUUUCGAUGUCGCUUAUCCUUCUCUUUGUCUUCCUUGUCAUUCCGUGGCAAGUUGCCUUUCUCGGGUGUUGGUUUGUUCACGCCGUUACUUGUGCUUCAAGUCCCCGCAAAGGGGGUGAUUUGUUCAAAUCACCGUCGAAUUCGGUGAUCAUUUCACUGAUGGAAUCGCAUCCCCAUCCAAACGGCGAAGAGCGUAAUGUUCCUAUGGAGUCUGUCGAUCAAUCAACCCUCCAAAUCGCGAAUAAUUACAACCACAAUAUGCACCUACUGCUACUCAUGACAUGGCUUAUACCUCUCGCUGCCCCGGUCCUGGUGGUCUGGAUACGGACACUUGCGACUGCGGGGUUCACAACACCUUUUGAUGGAGACCAUUUUGUUCUGAAUGUAGCACCGUUCCUCUUUCUUGUAGACUUUGCAUCCAGAACGACUGGUCCUCUAUUUGAGAAAACACGUCUCGAAAGGAUAGUAUCUGUCCGAUGGUCGCUUCUGGUAGUUACCGUGGUGGCGUUUGUAUACGGUCCGAAACAGGCCUACCUGGUAUUCGAUGCGACAAAGUUUGCCGUUGGGUUGAUGGUGGUCUUCAGAAUCGGUACGAGAUACUGGGAUGGAUCUUUUUCUGGCGCAAAUACUAGACGUACUACACGGCAAUAAAGGCUGUUUCUCAGCGAACGAUCGCGGAGUUGGAAUACUUUCAUCACGUGGCCGGGUAGAUCGAUCUCAAUUGAUCGGUUCCGGGCUAGAAUACACCUCCGCCCUGAUGCCACGCCUCGACAAAUUUUAAAUCUGCGUGAGAUACAAGAACAUUGCAAGCGAUCGGGCAUAUUAC